Messenger RNA from Temnothorax curvispinosus, 4639 nucleotides. Its product is annotated as probable cationic amino acid transporter. The transcript has 9 exons. Gene Ontology annotation, biological process: amino acid transport; transmembrane transport. Gene Ontology annotation, cellular component: plasma membrane. NCBI's taxonomy places the organism in Eukaryota, Metazoa, Arthropoda, Insecta, Hymenoptera, Formicidae. Bases 172 to 1749 code for a protein of 525 amino acids. Gene Ontology annotation, molecular function: amino acid transmembrane transporter activity. The record is from RefSeq and is a predicted model, not a curated record.
CUCUCUAUCCCUUCACAGGUUUUCACCGGUGCGGCGACGUGUUUCUACGCCUUCAUCGGCUUCGACAUAAUAGCCACCACCGGCGAGGAGGCGACGAAUCCGAAGAGGAGUAUCCCCCUCGCCAUAGUCUCGUCGUUGAUCAUAAUUCUCGUCGCUUACGUCACCAGCAGCAUGGUCUUGACACUGAUUGUUCCGUAUGAUCAGGUCGAUCAGGAUUCGGCGUUGGUGGAGAUGUUCGGCCAAGUCGGGGCCUACAAGUGCAAGUACAUCGUCGCGAUCGGUGCGCUGGCGGGCCUGACGGUCUCCAUGUUCGGCAGCAUGUUUCCGAUGCCUAGAAUAGUCUACGCGAUGGCUCAGGAUGGCCUUAUAUUUCGGAGCCUCAGCCAAGUUUGGCCGGCGACUGGCACUCCCGCAAUUGCGACUCUAACUUCCGGUAUAUGUGCCGCUUUCGCUGCGCUACUGAUUCAACUGGAGGUGUUGGUGGAGAUGAUGUCGAUCGGUACCCUGUUGGCGUACACCCUGGUGUCCACGUGCGUGCUGAUAUUGCGGUACCAGCCGCAUUCGACGAAUCUGAUCGAAUUGCUGCCGCAGAGUCUGCGGACGCCGUGUCGAUCGCCCACGAAGGAGACGCAGGGGAACGGCCAAGUGACUUACGGCAAGGAGCUCAGGCCCGAUCAGCUUGCGACCGCGUUGAACUCGGUACAGACGUCCCAGUCGGAGCUUACGACCACCAACAACGGCCAGCGUAUCACGGUGCGGCGGGUGAGGAGGGCCAACAGCUCGUCGCCGGAUUCGGACGACACGUACGGCGGCGAGGAGGACGAGGUCGGAUUGGGUAAGGACGAUCAGUAUCUCGUCAGCGACAGAACGGAGAACAAAUUCUACGGCAGCGUGCACGCGGCCGCGGCCGCCUCGAGUUGCGGUAGCGCUCAUCAGUAUCCCGGAAACACGCCGAUCAUAGGGCCACCGUUGAAUUAUCUACAGCGUCGGCUGCAGGCGGCGCAAUACCUUUGUCCUGCAAUAUUCCCGUGGGUGGACAGAGGUCCUGCGACAGAGGCGUCAGGACGUUACGUCAUGAAGCUCGUUGGGAUCUUAUAUUUCUUGAUCCUUAUUUUUGACUUGAUUAUCGUCUGUGGGAUGGGUAACAUGGGAACAUUUACAACGAUACUACUAUUUUUAUUUUUCUUUGCCAUAAUCGGUAUACUUCUCGUCAUCAGUAGAAAGCCGCAAAAUAGGAGCAGCGUAAUGUUCAUGACUCCAGGCUUACCCUUCGUUCCCGCCAUCGCCGUUACCGUCAACAUUUAUCUCAUCUUCAAGCUCAGUAUCCUCACCCUUGUUAGGUUUACAGUCUGGAUGACUCUCGGUUUCAUCAUGUACUUCCAGUACGGUAUCAAGAACAGUAGUCUGGAGGAGGCAAACGCGUCGGAGAACGUCGACGAUAUCGUCGUCGGCGGCACGGCCGGCAACAUCGAGCUGACCGUGACCGAUCAUCACCGGCAGCAGCAGAAGCAGUACACGCCGGACCGCAGCAUCUACGAGGGCCAGCAGCUGGACGCGUUCGGCCAGCCGGUGUUCGGCAGCACAAACUUCGGCGGCACGCCGAACCAGCAGCAGCACAUCAGCAUCGGCGGUCAUCAGCAGAGACAAGCGGGGACGGCGGAGAGCGGCCGCCGCAUCGACCAAACCGCGUCAACGACGGGCAAGCACCUGUUCAUCGAUCAGGAUAGCUUCCCCUCCUGGGACGAUUGAGGAGCACCGCGCGCGGUACCGAGAACGGAUAUUAAUGUAUACUUAACACACGAGUAGGGAGGGGAAGAGAGUUAUUAUUACCACAUACACCUGACGACACGUUUGCGCGCGCGCGUGCGACUGGCAUCGGAUGAUUACCAGUGAAAUCAGACUCCUCGGGGAUCGCGGCGGUUUUGAAUUCAAACUUGGAGGAGAAGUUCUUUCGGCGCGCGACAAGCUGUCGACGAUUAUCGAGAGUUCAAUACGCUAAAAAAGAUUAUUUUAAGAAACUUUCGAUAGAUUAUCGGAAAUUAAAUUCGUAUAAAAAGACAAAGAAUAAGUUGAACUGCAGUUGAAAUUAAUCGCCGAUUUUUUAGGCUUUUUUCAGACUCCCAUAUAAUUUUUUUACAAGGAAACUUGCUUCAGAAUCAACUGUAAUAUUUUUUUGUAAUUGCGCUCCUUUCUUUGGAGGUUUAUUAUUCUUGUACAUUUUUCAUUUCUAAGUUUUAAUUUUACGAGAGUUUGCGCUCGUUGAUACAGUUAUAAACUGACUAUAAGAAAUAAGUCGGUCACUUUGAAGAUUCCGUUGACGCUUGAUCGUCCGCUGGAAAGUUUUAUCUUUUCUUACGAAGUGUAAUGCGCGACGUCGGAGACGUGGAGAUCGUCGGGGAGAAAUUUAGUCGGUGACGUAAACGAGAAGACCAAGAACCGCGAUACUCCAGGGGUCGGACUUGUUGACUACUUGGGACGAAUGUAGCAAAUAAUUUUGCGGCAAUAUUUAUUAUCCUAGUUGUAUAGUACCGUCGUUGACGAGGUCACAGGCGAAAAAAAGGAUUAAGGGGUGGAAACGGGACAACGGGUUAAGAGAGCAAGGGCUGCGGGAAGAGAACGAAAGGAAAGUGGGAGGGGAGACGCAAGAAGAAAGAUGAAGAGACCAUUACCAUUAUUAGUAUAAGGCGAAACUUGUGUUUUCCAAGAGAGCGCUCUAACUGCUAAUAUAAGUUCAAAUUUAUCGCUAGUCUGCGAAUGGGAAACGAGUGCGAGAUGAGAAUGAGGUGUGUCGUCGGAGCGAGAGGACGAAUGAGAAACAGAAGUGAGAAUGAGAAAGAGAGAGAGAGAGAAAGAGAGAAAGUAGAAGAAAGAGCGAGGCGUGCCUGAGAAAAUAAUGAAUAAGAAAAGAGUGUGUGUGUGAGAGAGAAAGAAUCCGUAGAAAAGAAUACUUUAAUGAAAAAAAGGAAAAAAACAAGAAAAACGUCAUCUUUUGCCUAACUUUAGUCUUUCCCAAAAAGAAGAAAAAAAAAGAAGUUUAGUCUAACAUAUUAUAAUCGUAUAUCUAAGCUUACUACAAUACUUACAUACGUCUUACCUCGAGUAAAUUCUUUGAUUAUUAAUUUACACGCAAUUUGUAUAAAUUAUCUAGAAUUUAAGCGCGCGUCGCCUCCCAAAGAAGGAUUGAGAGCGAGUACGAUUAAUUAAGCUCGCUGCAGAGAAGAUUAGAUGUAUCGAAAAAUAUCGGGUGGGGAUUUACUUUCCGAAAUCGCGAAAAAUUUUGAUCUCGUCUCCGUUAAUUGGCACCUAUUCUCCUGCCUCUGUUUAUUACAAGGAUCAGGAAAAUCAAUUUCUCGUUCGGAGUCGAGAUACGUAUCGGGAUAAAUUUCGAAGAGAACAGAAGGAAGAACAGAGGCUGUGGAUGGUUUAGUUUUCGAAGAAACGAGUUCUCCUCUCGAUCGACUUUACAAUUCGUCCAAUUUCUUGCGGGAUUAAGAAUAUCGGUGGUAGACGGGAGACGACGCGAGAUAAGAUUUCGUUUUCGUGUACAUAUCUCUUCGGUGUUUCGAGACAAACCGUUUCUCCGUACGUACGUGCACAAGUCCAUUGUGCUUCUCUGUCCGCUAGUGUGUUCCGCGCGAUGAAUCGAGGAUAGCCUUCGAUACUCCCGAGUAAUUACGGUCGGGGGGAUGCGCGACCGCGUGUCUCCGAUACGAGCGAGAAUGUUAUGCCGUUGAGCGCGUCGCCGCGAUUACUUAUUCACAACCACGAGUGCAGCUCCAAUUAGCCCGAGUCGAGAUAAUCCAAGACAACCGAGAGUACGUGCUGUAUACCGAGGCUGAUCCUCGCUUUAAUCUCUCGAUUUCCUUUGUUAAUACCUAUCGACGACAUCUCUCGUUCGCGUUAUUAAAUUCCGAGAGAUCAAUCGCGACGAUCGACCGUCUCGCCAAGUAAUCUGCGAGAUAUUCCAAGGAGACACGACAUGCGACCGUGAUAAAAUGCGAAAAAAGCCAUAACGCGGAAUGCUUAUCGAUUGCGCAUUGCGGGGCAAUCAAGUAAAUGCGCGACCAGAAGUCGCUUGUACACGUGCUUUGACUCAAAUAACUUUCAUUAUUUCGAGAUCGGGGGUUUUUUUUUCUUCACGAGAAACAUCCGAAGCCACGCAGGUAUUCUCAUUUUUCGUCGUUUCGCUCGUAACGGAGACAUGCGUCGUUGCAUACUAUUCGACAUUCGAUCGUGCAUCUUCCAGGCGAGCGUCGAUGGCGUCGUCGCGACGCGUCGAUCGCUCGAACGUUUUGGACGGGCGUAGGUCGUUGGCAGGUACGACGACCGCUCCCCGCGAUCGCUUUCGCGAAACAUUUCUUCUCGUGUCUGUAUUUACUUUCGUCCAGCUGCUCCGCCACUUUUACUACUUCGUUAGGCUCGCGUCCGCAUCUCCGUGUGCGGAAAUCGUCCCGCGGCUCUUGAGUCGCCCAACAUACCGCGUCCCUUUCCCACGUGAACGGCAAAUUCGACGACGAGGCGAUGAUAGGGAGGGCUCAGAGUGCUGACGAUCGACAAAUUACGAUACGAAUAAAAAGUUGAUUCGACCAUAUUACUGAUAAUUAAAUUAUUGAAAAACGAGACGUCGUUCGAUGUUUGA